CGUCGGAUAUAUAUGAGCGCAGGCGGCGGGAUCUCUCUCCCUUUUACCGCCAUCUGAGCGGAGUCUCUUUCUUCCCCGGGACUCCUUCGUUGCGCAGCGCCGCUCAUACAGCCCAGCCUCUGGCCACAAGAAAGAAGCAAAACCUGAGACUCAGCUAAGAUGGCAGACAUUGAUAACAAAGACCAGGCUGAGGUGGACCCGGCAGACAUGGAAGAUGUGGAGGAUGUAGAAGAGGAGGAGACUGGAGAAGAUGAAAACAGCAAAGCUCGCCAGCUUACUGUGCAGAUGAUGCAGAAUCCACAGAUCCUGGCUGCGUUGCAGGAGAGGCUGGAUGGUCUGAACGGCUCACCAUCGGGGUACAUGGAGAGUUUACCAAAGGUUGUGAAGAGACGGGUUAACGCCCUCAAGAACCUGCAGGUCAAAUGUGCUCACAUCGAAGCAAAGUUCUACGAAGAAGUACAUGCACUGGAGAGAAAGUAUGCAGCCCUCUACCAACCUCUCUUUGACAAAAGAAGUGACAUAGUGAAAGCAGCUUAUGAGCCCACAGAUGAGGAGUGUGAAUGGAAGGCAGAUGAGGAGGAAGAGCUCACAGUAAGUAAACAGGAUGAAAUGAAGGACAAGGCCAAGUUGGAUGAAGAGAAGAAGGACGAGGAGAAGGAAGAUCCCAAAGGCAUCCCAGAGUUCUGGUUAACGGUUUUCAAAAACGUGGACUUGCUCAGUGACAUGCUGCAGGAGCAUGAUGAACCCAUACUAAAACAUUUACAAGAUAUUAAAGUAAAAUUCUCAGAUCCAGGGCAGCCUAUGAGCUUCACAUUAGAAUUCCACUUCGAACCCAAUGACUUCUUUACAAAUACAGUGUUGUCAAAAACCUACAAGAUGAGGUCAGAACCUGAUGAGAAUGACCCCUUCUCCUUCGACGGACCAGAGAUCAUGUCCUGCACAGGUUGUACGAUUGACUGGACAAAGGGCAAGAACGUAACAUUGAAAACAAUCAAGAAAAAACAGAAGCACAAGGGUCGCGGCACAGUAAGGACGGUCACCAAAACGGUCCCCAACGACUCCUUCUUCAACUUCUUCACCCCACCAGAAGUUCCAGAAAAUGGAGAACUGGACGAGGACUCGGAGGCAGUUUUGGCUGCAGACUUUGAAAUCGGUCACUUCAUCCGCGAGCGCAUCGUACCUCGAGCUGUGCUCUACUUCACUGGGGAGGCCAUAGAGGAUGACGAUGAUGAUUAUGAUGAAGAAGGAGAAGAGGCAGAUGAUGAGGAAGGUGAAGAGGAGGCAGAUGAAGAGAAUGACCCUGACUAUGAUCCCAAGGUUUAAAUGGUGACUGUAGAAAAAUAACCCUAUCCUGAAGGAUGCAGCCCCCCCAGCUGAGUGCAAGCAACAGUGAGGCCUUGCCUGACCACCUUGAGGAUCAACUGCACUGUAACAGCUUCUCAAAUAAAAAAAAAAUAAUAAUAAAAAAUCAAACAAAAAAAAUAGUUACUUAUCGCCUUAUAAUGUUUUGUAUUUUUCUUGGUAGGGAAUUUGAAGAAAAGGUUUCAAAAUUUUUGUUACAAAAUCUCAUGGUAUUAUACUGGAGCUGUUUGGCUCAAUAUAUAUAGUAUUUUACUAGACCUAUUCUUUUUUUUCUCUCUACAAUAAACUAUAGAAAAUAUCUUCCUCAAAAAAAAGCAUGAUCUUGUUUCUUCACUGCUAAACUAGUUUGGGUUCUUGUGAAGUUUUUUGUUGUAUUUGCUCUUAGACAACAGCUGUGGUUUAGACUGCGAUGCAGUGCUGUCAGUUUCGACGCCCUCCUUUCUCCUACCAAAGUUCCAGGUUGGUUGGUUCUGAUCGUCCCAGGUCGUGUUUUUGUUUCAUUUCUUUUUAUUUUAUUUUAUUAACUCUUAGUGGGGCCUUCAGCACUUGGAAAAGCACUGUAGCAUUCCCAACCCUAGAGACGUAGGACAUAUGGGUGACCUGCAGCUGGGUGUCCAUUCCAGUUUAUCCAGUAUUCCUGAGCAUGGGAUCUCAAGUUGAUGUUUGUCCACCUCCUGUGCUACUCACUGCUUUCCACUCGAUACAUUCCAGUAAGCAGUACCAUCAGUGAACCCAGGUCUGCCGCUCGGCAACUGGGCCGACUGUUAAAACGGAUCAAAAUGAAGCUUGUGUCGACUUGCUUGCUCCCAGCUCGGUUGAAUCUCUCGAACAUUCCAGAGAAUUCCUUUGAAGAGGCGAGUGAGAUAUUUUGACAGGAUGGCCGGUCCAGAGGCACCCAGUCCCACUAACCUCACGUUUCAGGCUCCUCAUAAGCGCACUGUGGCGUGACUGUCGUCUUAUCUAUUGCACUUUGUGCUAGUGUGUAGUGUACCAGUGGCGUCCUGUCAUCACUUAGCUGAGUAUUCCUUGUAAGCAGCACUUUGUAUGAUCCCCUCUAUCUAAAGGGCCUAAGGGGUGAAGGCGUAACCCCGCUCUGUGGAGAGUUAAACUUUAGCCAUCUGGUUUAAAGUGCUUGAGCUUUUGUACCAGGGAAGGCACACUUCAAAGGUGCUUUGCAGGAACAAAUGCGAGCAGAUGUAGCACAGGGGACUAAAAAGAUGAAGUGUCUACCUGUCAGAUUCGUAACCCACUCCCAAUCUCACCUUUUUUUUUUUUUUCUUCUGUCUUCCUUCCUUCCUCCCUUUUGUCCCUUAAAGUUUGUGAUCUUUACCUCUUGUCUGGUCAGAUGAGUUGCAGUCCUCAGCCAAACCCUUGAGGUCCUCGUUUCAUUAUUUUUUUCUAAAUCACUGUGAAAGACGGGAAGUGUGAUAAGGCCGCUGUUUCGGCCAGUGACCCACCACCCCCACACCUCAGAUUACUUUGUCACCCAGAAGGCUGCAGAAAGGCAUGUCAGAGCAAUAUGUUUAGCCAAGAGGUAUUACCAAGAGAAAGCCUAGCCUGCCUCCCUUACAAUCCAUUUUAAUGCCUUUCCCCCCCUUUAAGUUACAAAAACAGCCAAGUGCUGGUUGUGUUGGACAGCAUUAUGCCUGCUGUGGAGAGUCAGGGUAUCUCUCAUUCUGCAGGGAGUAUUAGAUAAUGUUCAAACAGAAAAGGACAUGAUGGGGUUUCUGUGGGGUCCUUCUGAGCAGCUGUUGUCAAGGCAAAAUGCUAUGCUACAAAAUACUAAUGUACUCAAUAACUGUACGUGUAUGUUCAUGAAUAAAUUGGUUAAACAUG
This is a messenger RNA of Melanotaenia boesemani (Boeseman's rainbowfish), 3198 nucleotides long. RefSeq names its product nucleosome assembly protein 1-like 1 (gene nap1l1). Bases 160 to 1323 code for a protein of 387 amino acids. Gene Ontology annotation, molecular function: histone binding; chromatin binding. The record is from RefSeq and is a predicted model, not a curated record. Lineage: Eukaryota; Metazoa; Chordata; Actinopteri; Atheriniformes; Melanotaeniidae. Gene Ontology annotation, biological process: nucleosome assembly. The transcript is spliced from 16 exons. Gene Ontology annotation, cellular component: nucleus; chromatin.